AAGAUUGGGUGGGACUUUUUCAACAGAAACCCCUUUAUAAACAGGUAGUGUCGUAGCUGUUCACAAUCUGCAGCUCUUUCUUGAACUCCAGCCUUGCUCUCCUCUGAUUUCACUCAUCACUAUGCCUACCCAGCUUGAGAGUGCCAUGGACACCCUGAUCGCUGUCUUCCACAACUACUCCGGCAAAGAGGGAGACCAGUUCAAGCUCAACAAGGGGGAGCUCAAGCAGCUCCUCAGCAGUGAGCUCAGUGACUUUCUGUCGUCCCAAAAGGAUCCGAAGCUGGUGGAUAAGAUCAUGAAGGACCUGGACUCCAACCAAGACAACGAGGUGGAUUUCAACGAGUAUGUGGUGCUGGUGGCAGCUCUGACCGUCGCCUGCAACGACUUUUUCGAGCAGAGAAAAAAGGGAAAGUAACACGCCAGCAUCGGAAUGACAAGGCUGUAUGGAAAUGCUUUUAGCUAUCUGUAAACCUCUCUCUCUCUCUCUCUCUCUCUCUCUCUC
Polyodon spathula (Mississippi paddlefish) is the source of this 502-nucleotide messenger RNA. Its product is annotated as protein S100-Z-like. The record is from RefSeq and is a predicted model, not a curated record. Gene Ontology annotation, molecular function: calcium ion binding. Gene Ontology annotation, cellular component: cytoplasm. The transcript has 3 exons. Bases 122 to 415 code for a protein of 97 amino acids. Lineage: Eukaryota; Metazoa; Chordata; Actinopteri; Acipenseriformes; Polyodontidae.